This is a messenger RNA of Rhizoctonia solani, 507 nucleotides long. RefSeq lists its product as uncharacterized. The transcript is spliced from 3 exons. NCBI's taxonomy places the organism in Eukaryota, Fungi, Basidiomycota, Agaricomycetes, Cantharellales, Ceratobasidiaceae. The record is from RefSeq and is a predicted model, not a curated record. The coding region runs from base 1 to 507 and encodes 168 amino acids.
AUGGUGACCAAGUCACUUGGACCCCCAUCACGUCUGGCUAUGGGACUCUGUUGGAUGGGCGAGUCAAGACUGGAUGCUAGGAAAAUUGGAGAAGGAGGAGAGGAGGGAAGGCAUAGCAGGUUGUGCAUCUGGUGCACGAAGCAACACACCUAUCCAGAUACGAUUGCUGGAGCCGAGCGAGACGCGGCUAAAGGGGCUGGAGGGACGGGGAUAGGGUAUGCACGUCUGCCACUUAUCACGAUACUGGGACCUAGCGGAGAACAAGGAAUGCGAGCGAAUGACACCAUGUUUAUUGGAUUGUUGUUACUCUGGGCCUACGUGAUGCCAGACAAACUCGGAGAAGAAUACACUGCGAAGCGUGCAAUGACCCGCCUGGUUUUAGCGCUGGACGGAGUACCAAGCCACGCUACAUGGAGCGGCUACUGGGCACCGGGAGAGACGUCAAAACUACCAAACGUUCAUUUGCGCUGGUGCAGUACUACUAAAGGGCGUGGUCAUGAAGCUUGA